AGGGUGAUUCGUCUAUUUGAGCCGACUCCGCGCGACGGUCAUACUAAUUGCAGCAAAAAAACAAAAAACAAUGCAGACGCACACGCGAGUGUAAAAUGGAGUAUCCACAAAUUGAUUUAUACGAAUUCCUCACUGAGUCCGAGCUGCAGCAGUACUACAAUGCCGUCAAAAACGAAUUGAAAAUAUCGAAUGCGGCCCAGUUCAAGUAUGCGGCGGACGAGGAUUUGCGUUUCAUCGGGCUCUCGCGCCCGGAAAUCCGGAGGCUGCGCAAGUUCUACGAGAAGCACUUCCCGCACAGCUACCUCAGCAAGAUCAAGCGACUGCUGCAGGCGCCCGGCACGAUGGUGAAGCGGGAGGAGGCAUCCGGCGGCGGGGGUCAAGUGGCGCUCGACGGCGGUGGCGCCUCCGCCUGCUCCACGCUGGCCGCCAAGAACGGGGCCAGUUCGCCGGGCAAGGUGCCCAACAACAAGCACAUCAUUCCGGCGGACUCCAUUAGCGUAAACAAGCAGCUGGGCACCGGGGAGUUCGGGAUCGUGCAGCAGGGCGUCUGGUCCAAUGGCAGCGAGAGGAUCCAAGUGGCCAUUAAAUGCCUGUGCCGGGAGCGCAUGCAGUCGAAUCCAAUGGAAUUCCUCAAGGAAGCGGCCAUUAUGCAUUCCAUCGAGCACGAGAACAUCGUGCGGCUGUAUGGCGUCGUCCUGGCCACGGACUCGCUCAUGCUGGUCACCGAGCUGGCCCAUCUGCGCUCGCUGCUCGAGUGCCUCAAGGAUUCGGGGCUGCGCGUCAGCUUCCUGACCAUCCCCACGCUCUGUGAGUUCGCCCUGCAGAUCUGCAACGGGAUGCGUUACCUGGAGCAGAAGCGCCUCAUCCACCGGGACCUGGCGGCACGGAAUAUCCUGGUGUUCAGCAAGGACAAGGUCAAGAUCUCCGACUUUGGGUUGUCGCGGGCGCUGGGCGUGGGCAAGGAUUACUACAAGACCAACUUCAAUGUGAAUCUAAAGCUGCCGAUUGCGUGGUGUGCGCCCGAGUGCAUCAACUAUCUGCGCUUUACGAACGCCUCCGAUGUGUGGGCCUUUGGGGUCUGCCUCUGGGAGAUGUUCUCCUACGGCUUCCAGCCCUGGGCGGCACUGACCGGCCUGCAGAUCCUGGAGGCCAUCGAUGCACCCAACUACCAGCGCCUGGAGCAGCCCGACUGCUGUCCCAGCGAGUAUUACACUUUGAUGAUGAAGUGCUGGCAGGACGAUGCUGCCAAGCGACCGCGCUUCGGUGAGAUCUAUGACCAACUGCCCGACAUGAAGCCGGAGCAGCUAAAAGCUGUGGUGAAUUGUGCGGAGCCCAAGAAGGACCAUCUCCUCUAUCGCCAGGGCGAUAUUAUAAGCGUUCUGGACCGCAACACGGGCACUCCCUUCUGGAAGGGAGUGCUCAGCACCGGCAAAACGGGCUACUUCAACCCCUCCAACACGGUGGCCUUCCUCGAAGGUCUGCCCAGCUCCAGCCGCGACUCCUUCAGCCGGGUGAGCGACCACAGGAUCAGCAAGCGCAAGCUGCGCACCGAGAUGAUUUCGAAGCCACAGAACGACUUUAAGCACACCGGUCACGUGGGAAUUGACGGAGCCACCUUCGGCGACAUCGCCUUCCUGGGAAGUUCGCAGAACUACAAUCACGUUCCCAAGCAGAUAGUGACGCCCUACAAGCCCUCGGAAGACAUUGAGCAGACGCCACUUCUCCUGCCGCCGACGCCCACCAGUCCCGACUCGCUGCAAACGGCCAGUGGCUAUUUCCCCGAAGGCGCCGGCAGCACCUCCAUGAAUCCCACAUUCAUUCCAUCCGCCGAACACACGCCCAAGCUGAUAUCCACCAACGGGCAGAGCUCCUUCGACUUUGCCAGCGGUUCAACCAAUCCGUUCUUCCUCAACCGAGGCGACGAUGAGCUGGUGUUUGGCCUGCAGAACAACAACUACGGCCUGGAUGGCAAGAGUGUCCAUGAGGCCGGUUGGCGGCCCAGCUCCCGGAGCCUUGUGGAUGAUCCCCACGAAUACCACGAGAUAUCGGACGAUGAGAUGGCGGCCGACAAGCUGGACUUCGGGCCAUCACUGCUGGACGAGAUCAACUCAAUGUUCGGAUCGAUAAGCGGGGCCUCGGGUAGCCAACCCAAGUCGCCGGGAUUCGAUCAUGUGAAUAGCAAGAACGAGUUCGCGGAACUGUCUGUCAAGCUGGGCCAAAAGAGUGGCGACACCAAUGGCAACAAGCAUGGCCAUGGUCUGCUGCCCACGCUCUCGAAAAAGAAAUCGUCGGGCACGGUGAAGCCCAUUUCAGUGAAGGACGAGAAGAUCCUCAAGCAUGCCAUCGAGUUAGCCAACGAGAUUAGUGCCAGAUCGAUGAUUGAUCUGGUCUCUGAUCAGACACCCGCCAUCCACAGUCCCAAGCGCAAGUUCAGCUUCAGGUUUCCGCACUUGAGUAGCAAUGGGGGGAGCGACAAGUCCAGUGUUCUAGGAGGAGCCAGUGGUUCCGCCCACACUCCCACACAUGGCAACGCAUCGCCCUUUUCCAAGAAAAAGAACUUUACCGAGGAGCUGCAGAGCAUUCCGGAUAUUCAGUCGCUCAUUGGGAAGGAGGGACUGGAGGCCUACAACAGCCUGAUCGAGCGCAAGGCCCUGCUGGACAUCGGACCCAGUCCGGCCUCCACCCUGCUCCGCCACCUGGACACCGACGAGUUCGACUUGCAGAGCCUCCACCAGUCGCAGCGCCCGAUGACCUUGCCCACCCGAGGAGCCGCCCAGCGGGUGCGAAAGGCGGAGCUGGCUGCCGGCUUGAGUCGUCCCAACGACGAGAACUCCAAUUCGCUGGAGACCUGCGAGAGUCCCAGCUACAUGACCCACGGCAGCUACAAGUUUCCCGAGGCGCAGCUUCCCGAAACCGAACCCGAAUCACCGAAUCCCAUUCCCCUGCCUCCCCGCGAGGGCAAGAAGCAGGUGAAGACCAGCACCAAGCGCCAUGUGCGCAAGUAUCCGCUGAUUAUCCCGGCCAACGGACUGCAGCGCACCCUCAGCAAGCUGACGGACUUUGGGGAUGAAGCUGGAAAGUCUCCGGAGCUCUCCUCCUCCUCCAGCCAACAGCAGAGAGCGCGAGCCAUCGAAGUGGUGGCCGCGGUCCGGCCGAAUAGCAUGCGACGUCCAUCGCGUCCCUCGGAUCGGGAGUACGAGAACAUGCCGGCGGUGGGCAGUGAAGCAUCGCACACCUACCAGAACCUGGAGAAGUUGGCUCCUGCCGAUGCCGCCGGUCUUACGGACACUGCCUCCCUCCAGUUUGAGUCCAUCCUGGAGGCAGAUUCCAGCAAGGAGGGUAUCCUGCAGUCGCCGGACGUCACCGAUGGCUUCUACAACUUUUCCAUUCAGAAGGAGCACUACAACAAGGGCAAGGACGCCGAGUUCGAGGCCACGCAGAUCUCCGGCUUGUAUGUGAACGACGACGACGAGCUGCGCAACCUGGACAUCGAGAGCAGCCGAAAGACGGCCACUCCGGGCAGCAGUUGCAGCGCCUUGGAGUCGGAGGCCAGCCAGCAGGAUGGACAGCCGCCGGCAGAGGCUGCUCCGGAGGUGAAUCGUCGCUUCUCCACGGCGGACAAUGAGCUGGCUGGAAAUGCACUGUUCAAGAAGGUUCGAGCCUCCGUCAAUAUGGCCAUGAAUCGAAACUCCUUGGCCGAAACGAGUUCGAGUAGCAGUCACCCUGGAGGAGCCUCUGCCAAGCCGCAAACUGAGGCCGAGUACUUUGCAGCCACUGCGGCUCGACUGGCGGACUCGAAUUCCGUGAGCUGCGAGGAUCUGCUGGAGUUCUCCGACAAGAAGCCCAAGGGUUGCGAACGGGGCGUGGACUCGGAUGAAGUGCGCAUUAUGGUGAAGGUUCUUGGCAAGGAUAGUACGCCCAAUCGCUGCCUGGGAGCCCUGGAGUUCAUCAAUUGGGACGUUCACAAGUCCAUCAAGCUCAUCAAGCUGCAGAACCUGGUCAGCGAAGCCAAUCUCAGCCUGGAGGCCUCCUUCGAGGCUCUGCAGCAGCACGAAUGGGAUUUGCACACCACGGCCCACAAACUGAAUGGCCUUAAACUUUAAAUACUCCUCUAAGGCCCCCUACUUUUCGAUCGCCCAGAUCUGUUUUAAAUGACCGCCGUUGCCUUAACCUCAUAACUAUCGUUUCUAAUUUGUAAGCUAAGCAUUGGAUAGACUUAAGUAACUGGAAACUAACGUAAUCACUGCUCGCCAUUGGCUUCCUUCAUUCGGAUCGAUCGAAUCUCAGCAUGUACUUAUUCACGCAUGCUUGGUCUGCAUGCAAGUUACCAGCAUCAAAAUACACAUUUAUACACCUACAUAUGUAGAAAUUUUCAAUAAAUUAAAAACAUUUUAUAUACAA
Drosophila takahashii is the source of this 4401-nucleotide messenger RNA. The record is from RefSeq and is a predicted model, not a curated record. NCBI's taxonomy places the organism in Eukaryota, Metazoa, Arthropoda, Insecta, Diptera, Drosophilidae.